AUGGCCGGCUCAAAAUCUGCUUCGCAAACAAAGGACAUUAGUCCCGUUACCAAUCAUUCCUCAUCAAUGUCUAGACGGCCACUCUACGAUGUAUUCCUGAGUUUCAGAGGGCCGGACACGCGCAGGAAUUUCGCGGAACACCUUUACAUCGCGUUGAGAGAUGCUGGGUUUCAUGUCUUUAGGGACGAGGAAGAACUGGAGAACGGCGUAGAAAUCAACGAGCAGCUGAUGGAGGCAAUCGUGCAGUCCAAGAUAUCAAUACCCAUCAUCUCCCAGGACUACGCGUCCAGCAAGACCUGCCUCAUGGAAUUGGACCAAAUGUUGAAGUGCACGAACGACAACGAUCACAUCAUCAUCCCAAUCUUCUACUACAUCGACCCGAAGAAUGUACGCAAAUGCAACGGCUCUAUCAAGAUGUCCUUCCAUGAGCACAAGAAGCGCAACAUCAAUGGCGAGGUCAUUGGUUCCUGGAAGCGUUCUCUCCAUCAGAUUGGACGGUUGAAGGGACACCAUCUCCACGAAACCAGCGGAAUGUCUCAUGGUAAGCUCAUAAAGCAAAUUGUCUACCAAGUUCAGCAGAAGCUGAAGAAGGAGGACCUAAUUGUGACGAAACAUUUAGUCGGAGUCGAUCCUCAUGUGCAAGACAUAAUGGCGAAGCUGAAGAUUGACUACCACAAUGGGCAAGCGGUUAAAAUUGGGGACACACGUGAAAUGGUGUUAGGAAUAUAUGGUAUCCCGGGGGUUGGUAAGACUGUCCUGGCGAAAUAUGUUUAUAAUCAACUUUAUCAUCUGUUUGAUGCCUGUAGUUUUCUUGGGAACAUCCAAGCCAAAAUUAAAGAUCAAGGCAUCGUGUCUGUGCAAAACAAACUAAUUGCCGACCUCCAUAAAGGAUAUGGCCCAGAGUUUGAUUGUCCCGACAAAGCUCUUAUUUAUAUUCAGAACAGGUUUUGCAACAUGAAGGUCCUCCUUCUCCUUGACGAUGUGAAUGAUCAUGAACAGCUCAGUGCAUUGGUCGGGGAGCUUGAUUGGCUUGGCCCGGGCAGCAGGGCCAUCCUGACAUCCCCAAGUCAACGCGUCCUUAUUAACAUCAAUAAUGCGGGAAGUUUUGUCCUCGAACUGAUGAAACAAGAAGAUGCGCUGAAAUUAUUCUGUAGGCAUGCUUUUGGAACGGAUUCUCCCCGUAAGAAAUUCGAGAUUCUGUCAGAAGAUAUCGUUGCUGCUACUGACAGGCUUCCUUUAGCGCUCAUGGUGGUAGGUUCAUCUCUGUUUCUUGUGAAAAAUAAGAGAGCAUGGAGAGAAACAUUGGCUGCAUUGGAAGCAGCACCUUGUGAGAGAGUCCAAGCAGCCUUGAAGAAGAGCUAUACCAAACUCGACGAGAAUGAACGGCAGAUAUUUCUUGAUAUAGCAUGCUUCUUCAUCGGAAAGGACAAGAGAAUCCCCUAUUACAUGUGGGAUGACUGUAAGUAUUCUGCUUCUAAAUCGAUUCUAGCUCUUCUUGCCAGGUCUUUGGUGGAAAUCGGAGAGGAUAAAGAAUUAUGCAUGCAUGAAAUACUGAAGCACUUUGGCCGGGAAAUUGUCAAGAGUGAAAACCGAGAUGAACCUUGCAAGCGCAGCAGGCUGUGCGACCACGAAGAAGCACUUCAUGUACUAAAAAGAAGGAAGGGAACUAAGAAAGUUAAAGCUCUUGGACUUGAGUUUGUUGACAAAUCUGAAGGGAACCUCAGUUUUGAAUGCGAUCGAUUUGAUGGUUUACAGAACUUGAGGUUCCUCAAGCUGGAUCGUGCUGAUAUUCGGGGAAACUUUGGGGGUCGUCUUUCAAGCUUAAGGUGGCUUGAUUGGCAAGGGUGCCCAAAGACUUUUGACAUUCAAGCGCUAAGUCUGAAUUUGCAAAACUUGGUGAUUCUUGAUUUGUCGUGGAGUCAGGUUGACGAAGACUGGAGGGGAUGGAAGCUGCUGCUUGUGAAGGCAAAUAAACUGAAAGUUUUGAAACUAACUGGUUGUGUCCAGUUGAAUGCCUCUCCAGAAUUUCCUGCUCCAAUGGAGCUGGAAAGACUUAUUCUGGAAGGUUGCUCUAGAUUAGCAUUUAUCCAUCCAUCAUUUCGUAAUCUGAAGAAGCUGGUUUCUUUGAAUAUGAAGCAGUGCAGUCCCGUCUUUGAAUUGCCAGAUUUGCAUCCCAUGAGAGGCUUGAAAGAGCUGGUGAUCGAUGGAACUUCCAUUUGUCAGAUUGAUUUCCAAGAAGGUUCCGUGAGGAAACUCAAAAUACUCAGUGCUCGCGAUUGUAAAAAGCUGUCUGAAAUAUCCGAUUCAAUCAGGUACUUAAAAUCUCUCACGUAUCUCGCUCUAGACGGCACUGAAAUCCGUACCCUCCGGGAGUCCAUCGAGUCGCUGGGGAAACUGAAGACACUGUCUCUGAAGAACUGCCGGAGUCUAUCCAAUCUUCCAGAAGGAAUAGGGAAGCUCAGGUCACUGCAACUCCUGGAUUUAUCCGACACUGUAAUUCAGGACUUACCUUCUUCGGUCAAGGAUUUGAAAGCUAUGAAAGUACUGAGGAUGAGGGGUACUUUCAUACAGGAGUUUCCCCAAGCUAUACUGAAUCUAGAGAAGCUGGAAGAGAUAGAUUUCUCGUUAUGCCGGAGUUUGAUGGGGGAAAUCCCCGACGACAUUACGAGAUUGUCGUCUUUGGCAAUCCUGAAACUAUCCCACACUCGGAUUUCUGACCUACCUCCAAGUAUUUCCCGCCUUUCUUGUCUCCGGGAACUCGACAUCUCCAGAUGCGACAAUCUUCCACUCAACUGGCCCUCUGAUUUGAUUAAUUUUCUUAAGAGAUUCGUGCAAUUAGAUGCUAGAUAA
Molecule: messenger RNA, 2850 nt
Organism: Syzygium oleosum
Lineage: Eukaryota; Viridiplantae; Streptophyta; Magnoliopsida; Myrtales; Myrtaceae
Product: disease resistance protein RPV1-like
Exons: 5
Coding region: 1-2850 (949 amino acids)
Biological process (GO): signal transduction; defense response
Molecular function (GO): ADP binding
Source: RefSeq, a predicted model, not a curated record